Tetrahymena thermophila SB210 is the source of this 3702-nucleotide messenger RNA. Its product is annotated as tubulin-tyrosine ligase family protein. The transcript is spliced from 9 exons. Gene Ontology annotation, biological process: microtubule cytoskeleton organization; protein polyglutamylation. Gene Ontology annotation, molecular function: tubulin binding; tubulin-glutamic acid ligase activity. NCBI's taxonomy places the organism in Eukaryota, Ciliophora, Oligohymenophorea, Hymenostomatida, Tetrahymenidae. The record is from RefSeq and is a predicted model, not a curated record. Gene Ontology annotation, cellular component: cilium.
AAUAAAGAAAGCUAUCUAUAACUACAAAUAACAAUUAUUUAUUACUUUCAAUCAUAAUUUUUCAAACUUAUUAUUUUUAAAAAUUUUACACUGCAUUAAAAAUAGGCAAAAAAGAUGUCAUAGAAAGAUAUAUAUAAUAAAUAUUCAAAUUAAAGCGCAGACGACCAAUAAGAGGAAGAUGAUGAUGAGAAUUAAGAAUCAUCAUGCCAAUUAAGUCCAGAAAAAGAUUUAGGAGAAUCAUUAUAAGGCGAAGACUUGGAUGAAGAUUAAGGAGUUAUAGGCGAAGAUGAUGAAGAAUAAGAAGAAUCUUAUGAUGAGGAAGACGAAGAAGAAGAUGAUGAAGAAAAUAAUUAAGAUUAAUAAAAUAAUUCAGAAUCCAAUUUAUAGUAUGACAAAACAAACCAGAAGAAUUAGUAAACUGAGAUGACUGACAACUAAAAUGAAUUUUUAGCAGAAGACUAUUUAAGUUAAAUAAAAACAAAUGAAAAAAGCGAAUUAAAAUAUCAACUUGACAUUUAAAGUAACUUGUCUGGUGAAAAUGUAUAAGAUAUGGAUGAAAAACUUAAACAAUAUAUAGAAUUAAAUGGAAAAAAUGAAAAUUAAUAAGCUGCAGAAAGUAAAAAAAUUGAAAAUGAUGAAAUUAUGAAGAAAUCAGAGGAAAAUGUUCAUGAAAAAGUUGUAGAUAAUAAUUAAAAAUUAAACAUUCAGUAAAAUAAUAUUAACGAUUAUUAAGAGGACAUUAAAAAGGACUAAUCAAAUAAUUUAGUUGAUAUACAAUAAAAUAAUGAAAUUAUUAAAGAAGUUAAUAGUGAGGAUUAAUAAUAAAAAAAUGAGAUGGAUAAUAAAUAAAGUGAUAUAGUACUAGCUUAAGAGGAGAGCAAGCAAAGUGAAUAGGUUGAAGCUCCUAUCGUAAAAUAAAAAAAAAUAGAAUUGCGUCCUAAGGUUAUUUAUGAUCCUAAAAAUGAUGUUGAUUAAUAUACAGGAGACUAUUCUGAUUCAGGAGAAAGUGAUGAAGAAGCAAACAACGAAGAUGAUGACGAAGAUGAAGAUGAUGAAUCAGAAAAUGAAUCUAGAAGCAGAAAAAAUAAAGCCUAGUUGUUAAAAAAAAAGAAUAAUAAGAAAGAGUAGGCAAAGAAGCAAUAAGUAAAAAAAGUUUACAAGAAAUAAACUUUAGUCCUGAAUGUAGCUGAUACAAAAUAUCCUGUUGUGAAAUUUGUGGGUAAAAAAAUAUUUAAAUGGAAAUUAGCCUAUGACAUGGAAUCUAUGGAUUUUGAUAUCUUUUGGACUGAUAAUGCUGUUUAACCAGAAUAGCUAGGACGUAUGCAGCCAUAUUAAAAAAUCAAUCACUUUCCUGGUAUGUUUUCUUUAGCAAGAAAAAAUCACUUAGCUAGAAAUCUUAUGAAAAUGCGUAAGUAAUUUCCUGAUUAGUAUAAAUUUUUCCCGUAAACUUGGCUUCUUCCUGCUGAAUACAAUGAUUUUAAAAACUAAUUUGAAAAGAGCAGAUCCUAAUAAAAAAUAUUUAUAGUUAAACCUGAAGCUAGUUGUUAAGGCAGAGGUAUUUUCCUAACUCGAAGUCUAGAUGACUUAAAUCCUUCAGAUCAUUAUGUUGUAUAAAGGUAUUUAAAUAAGCCAUAUUUAAUUGAUGGUUUGAAGUUCGAUUUCAGACUAUACGUCUUACUAGCUGGGUGUGAUCCUCUUAGAAUUUAUUUAUAUUACGAGGGUUUAACUCGUUUUGCUACUGAAAAAUAUUAAGAAGUAAAUAGAGAUAAUAUAGAAGAUAUGUGUAUGCAUUUAACAAACUAUGCUAUCAAUAAAGAUAAUCCUAAUUUCAAAUUCAAUAAAGACAAAGAAAAAAUGGAUGUUGGACACAAAAGAUCUCUCACUUCUGUUUUACAGCUUCUUGAAGACUAGGGUCAUGAUGUUAACAAGCUGUGGAAAGAUAUUAAGAGGGUUUUAAUUAAAACAAUUAUUAGUGCUUAGCCAACAUUAGCUCAUCAUUACAAAAGCUGCUAGCCUGAUAAUUUUAUGAAUAAUAUGUGUUUCGAAAUAUUAGGAUUUGAUAUUAUAUUGGAUAGCCAUUUGAAGCCAUGGGUUUUAGAAGUUAAUCACACGCCAAGCUUUUCCACUGAUACUCCACUUGAUAGUUACAUCAAAAAGAACACAAUUAGGGACUCAUUAAAAUUGAUGAAUUGUACUUGUAAAGCAAAAAAUGAGAUUAUAAAUUAAAGAAAGGAAAUAAUGUAAAAAAGAGUUUUGACUGGUAAAAAAGUGAAGUACACACCUGAAGAAAAGCUAGAAGAAAUAAAAAAAGCAUAAUAAAAAAGAGAUGAAUAUGAAGAUAAACAUUUAGGGGGAUUUGAAAGAAUUUUUCCUAUGGAAGAUGAUGAAGAUGAUAAUUUUACUGAGUAUAUGUAAUAUGCAUUAAAGUGUUAUGAAGAACAAACUGGAGCAAAUAUUAGAAGAAAUACAAAAAAGGUCACUGAAGAUCCUAAAAAAAUAACAAAUUAACCAAAAAAGCUAAAUCAACCAAAAGAUUUAGAAAAAAUUUAUAAUACAAAAAUAGGAGCUAAACUACCUCCUCGUAAGCCUAAUUCUUAGACUACUAUUAAUAAAGGAAUACCCGGUUAAAAUGGAUAGCGUCCAAGCUCUUCUUAAUUAAACGAAGAAGGUGAAACUAUUCAAUGCGAAGACCAAGAAUAAAAUAAAGAUGAAGCUAUUGAAAACGCUAUCACAAGAUCAGCUAGUGGAAGAAUGCAUGAUUUUAGGAUUAAAAAAUAAAAUUCUCCAUAUAAUAUACACCAAAAAUUCAAAAAUAAAAUAUAAAACAGAGUAGCAAUAGGAGUCAAAGAAUUGAAGCUAGCAGAAGAACCUUUCCAAUUUGAAGAAAAUAUAAAUGGCAAACCAUCUAAUCCAAAUGUCAAAAAGAUCUAAGCGUAUAUCACCUCAGAAAAGGAGCAAUUAGAAAUAAAAAACAUGAAUAUUCUUUAAGAUUAAAAUUAUAAUUCCUCUAGAGCAGUUUAAGCUAAAAAGCCAUAAAUAGAGCCAUAAGUAUUAUUUGUAUAAGAACCUCAAACUAAAAAGCUUUAAAUUCUCAAUUAAGCAAAACCACCCUAACAAAAAUUAUAAUUUUAAUUAAUUGAUAAUACAGCUGCUUAAAUGGAAGAAGAAAGGAGAUAAUGGCUUAUACAAGCUUAAAGAAAUUUAUAAUAUCAGCUAUCUUAACAAUAAUACUAACCUUAAUAAAAGCUGACAUUACUUCCAAAAGGACCACCUAUACAUCCUUAAACAAAUGUAAUGCAAUCUAUUGCAGAUAUUCCUAAUAGUUCUAAUAGUAAGGAAAUACUAGCAGCUGUUGGAGGAGCUAUUUCUGGAUAAUAUAAAACUGAUAAACGAGUGACAAUAAAAUAAAAGGGGUAGAUAUAGAAUUAAAGUAUAAAUUAACUCAAGGAUAAUAAUGGCUUGUUUUUACAACCAAAACUUUUUGAAAUUCAAAGCUUUUAAUCUAGUUAGCAGUAAUAAGCAUAAUAAGCUAUACAAAGCAGCCUGGAUUAAAAUUUAAUUGGAAUAAAUUAGAAUAUGGUUGGGCUAAAUGAUCUUUUUGUCUCAGGUAAAAGCCAUAAAGUAUAACCUCAUUAUUAAGCAUAAUAAGAUUCAUAUAGUUACCAAAAGCAUAAUAGCUAUAGUAAUUACUAUCAAAAAUGA